Messenger RNA from Selaginella moellendorffii, 1554 nucleotides. RefSeq names its product UDP-glycosyltransferase 72B1. NCBI's taxonomy places the organism in Eukaryota, Viridiplantae, Streptophyta, Lycopodiopsida, Selaginellales, Selaginellaceae. The transcript has a single exon. The record is from RefSeq and is a predicted model, not a curated record. Bases 83 to 1540 code for a protein of 485 amino acids. Gene Ontology annotation, molecular function: UDP-glycosyltransferase activity.
UCAAGUGAUUGUAUGGUUGAUUGCUUCUAUCUUCUACUACAUGCUUGAUCUGAUACCAUUCUUGGCAAGUUGAGAGAGGGAUAUGUCUACAGCAGAAGGAGGAGAAGCAGGACGGCGUCACUUGGUUGUUCUUCCUCUAUCGGCUUACGGCCAUACCAUUCCAGCUCUCCUGCUCGCAGAUCGGUUAUUGAAUCUCGGCUAUGAAAUCACUUACAUCUGCCCAGAGUACAGGAUGAAGCAGCUUCUGCAGCAAUCCAAAGCCCGAGGGUGCAGCCAGGAAAUCAGAUUCAAGACGCUCAAGAGGACGAAUCCAGUCGCCGGCAAAUCGGAGCUGAGCGUGCACGACACAAUCCAGAUUCUAGCCUCGGUCAUACUCGACUACCAUGAGAAUUCAAAGGAGCUCAAGGAAAUCAUGGAAGAGCUCUUCAUCUGCGGAGGAACUCCGCCGAGCUGCAUCAUUUGCGACGCUGUUGUGUCGCUCUGGGCUCAAGAUGUAGCCAACGAAUUCAAGAUACCCUGGAUUCUGUUCUUCGCAUCGCCGGCUCUGGCACUGACGCUCGUGUUCUACACGAGAUAUCUGAAAGAGCAAGGGGAAGUGCCAGUUGAGAAGAUGAUCGAGAUUCCUGGGAUGGAAAAUUCGGGGCUUUCUCUUGUGCAUCCCGAUGAGAAUUGCGUUCCGAGGGAUGAUCUGGGAUCUGAUGCUUUUGAGUUCUUCUUGGAGAGUUGCCUCAAGAUCCAUGAUGCGGUUGGAGUUAUGUGCAACACGAUGGUGGAGCUUGAAGCUGAUGCAUGCAAGGCACUAGAGGAGAACAGGCUGAUCAAUCCCAACAAUGUCCCAUUCGCGGCGAUUGGACCUCUCUUGCCAAGAUCAUGCUUGGAAGAAUCAGAAUCAGAUCAAACAUUUGAAGAAAAUGAAGCAUUCGAAGGAGCUGAGAAGAAGGAUGCUUGUUUGAAGUGGCUUGAUCAACAAACUGAAGCUUCAGUCGUGUACAUCUCGCUGGGCAGCUUGGGGGAGGCGUCUGCGGAGCAAGUGAAGGAAUUUGCAUUCGGGCUUGAAGCGAGCAGGAAGGGAUUCUUGUGGGUUUUGCCAGGCGAUGGGGUUGAGAGCUUGCCAGAUGGAUUCUUAGAAACAGCAACAGGAAUUGCUGUAAACAACAGGGGAUUUGUGCUGCGGACUUGGGCUCCUCAGCUGCAGGUGCUCAAGCACAGAGCGACUGGAGGAUUCUUAACUCACUGUGGAUGGAAUUCAACUCUGGAAAGCAUGAGCCAUGGUGUGCCUAUGAUCACCAUGCCUUUCUUCACGGAGCAAGGAGGGAAUGCGAAGAUGAUCGUGGAGUAUUUCAAAAUCGGAGUGAGGCUCCCGAAAGAUGAGAGUGGAGUGAUCACAAGGCACACGAUUGAAGUAGCUGUGAGGGAAGUCAUUGAGAACGAUGCAAUGAGGAAGCGAGCUGCAGAACUGAAGCAAGUCGUACGAGCCACUGCAAAAGCUCCUCCAUUGAAAACGAAGGCCUUCCUUGAACAGAUUUUGAAUAAAUACUAAAUAACAUAUGUUGU